CAUCGCCGUUCCCCCUGCCAGUGCCGUUACACAUUCUCAUCAUGUCUACUACUCGCCCCGAGUACCUCGUGCGCACCACCGAAGUGCCCUUCGAGUCCCUGCGGCACCUCAUGCACCCCAUGGACAACACCAACCAGCGCUACACCGUCUCCCUCGGGGACAGCGUCGGCCUGACCAAGCUCGGCAUCCACUUCUGCCGCCUCCCCCCGGGCGCGACCUCCAGCACGCUGCACUACCACACCAACGACGAGGAGUUCUACUACAUCAUCGACGCGGGCGGCGACGACGCCGUGCUCCUCGUCUGGGAGCGCCCCGAGGGCGAUAACGGCGAUAAGGGCCAGGGCGCGGCGGCGCAGGGGAAGAGCGUGCCGCGGGAGGAGACGAUCAAGACCGGCGACUUUUUGGGCUUCAAGGGUGGGGACAAGGGCGCACACGCGCACGCGCUGAGGGCGGGCGCGAAGGAGGUGGUGUAUAUCGUUGGCGGGACGCGGAUGCCGAUGGAUAGUUCGGUGUAUCCGUUGUUGGGGAGGCGUGUGCUGACUGACAGGUCUCAGGGGGGCUUGCAGACGUGGUUUGUGGAGGACAAAGACAUGACUCCCGUACAUAUCCCGCCACCCACGGUAGUGUAGUUUUCUUCCUCGCCAGAGAGGUAGUCGGGCAAGGCGCCCUUGACGAUUAUUCAGGAAGUUAACGAGCUACCAGUGCAAAUGCAAAUCAAGUAAUAGGUUCAGC
Messenger RNA from Trametes versicolor FP-101664 SS1, 732 nucleotides. RefSeq lists its product as uncharacterized. The coding region runs from base 42 to 629 and encodes 195 amino acids. The transcript has a single exon. NCBI's taxonomy places the organism in Eukaryota, Fungi, Basidiomycota, Agaricomycetes, Polyporales, Polyporaceae. The record is from RefSeq and is a predicted model, not a curated record.